Knipowitschia caucasica is the source of this 267-nucleotide messenger RNA. NCBI's taxonomy places the organism in Eukaryota, Metazoa, Chordata, Actinopteri, Gobiiformes, Gobiidae. The record is from the annotation of a GenBank genome assembly.
AUGGACUCCAUCUCCAGAGUGGAGAUGUUGGCUGCCUGUCUGCUCAGUGUCCUGGGAGAGAAGUGCUUUCCUCCCCCAGCUCCCCCCGAGAUGCCCCCAAACACCUUUGAGAGGAAGCAGUGGAGCCACACGCUGCUGACAGCAGCCACACACUAUCUGCAGUGGCUGCAGCGCAGGCUCCCAAAGACCAACAUCUACAGAGGGGACUUCAAGCAAAAAGACAUCAAGUGGCAGGCUCUCAUUAAAGGAAAUGGCUUUCAUAUUUAA